This is a messenger RNA of Bufo gargarizans (Asiatic toad), 2115 nucleotides long. Its product is annotated as elastase-1-like. The record is from RefSeq and is a predicted model, not a curated record. Bases 79 to 1005 code for a protein of 308 amino acids. Gene Ontology annotation, biological process: proteolysis. Gene Ontology annotation, molecular function: serine-type endopeptidase activity. The transcript is spliced from 6 exons. Lineage: Eukaryota; Metazoa; Chordata; Amphibia; Anura; Bufonidae.
UGUAAAGCUUCCAAUGACACUGCCCCUGCUGUAUAAAUACCAACACUACCCUCAGUACAGCAGUUCAGGAACCUGGAAAUGAUUUUAAAGGAUCUCCUUCUCCUGCUUUUUGUGCUGUCAUUAGCACAGGCAACCUCACCUCAACAUAUUAACCAUCCCAAGUUUCUGCACCUCGACUGGCCAGCAGAUUGUGGGGUCGCAUUUUUCCAACAAAACACUGCUGGGAGAAUUGUGUCUGGGAAUGAAGUACGCCCGUUCUCCUGGCCAUGGCAGGUUUCCUUGCAGGUUCGGGCUAGGGGAAGUAAGAAAUUUGUUCAUGUCUGCGGUGGGACGCUCAUUCACAAAAAUUGGGUCCUCACUGCGGCCCACUGCUUUCAGAAGGGGAAGGCAGAAGAUGCCACUAACUGGAGGAUCGUCCUUGGGAAGCAUAACCUCAACUGUACAGAACCUACGGAAAAAAUUUACGAUGUGAAGCGCAUAUACAGACAUGAACGUUUCCGCUACCCCCAUCUGAAUGAGCUGGACUAUGACAUUGCAUUAGUCAAGCCAGUAGGAGACAUACUGACCACCCACUUUAUACAGUAUGCCUGCCUUCCUAAGAAAGAACUGACUUUGCGCCCAGGGCAUUUUUGCUGGGUAACUGGAUGGGGAGAUACCAGAGGUGGAAAAGAGAACCUAACACUGUCAGAAGUACUGAACCAAGCUAAGCUGCCAAUCAUUGACACCAAAACAUGCAAACAGAAGAAAUUCUGGGGUGAUAGGAUUCGGGAGUCAAUGAUCUGUGCUGGCUUCCGUGACAUUGGAGGACCCCCUGCUGCCUGCCAGGGUGACUCUGGAGGGCCUCUUGUUUGUCAGAAUGGAAGAGAACGAUGGGAAGUUCAUGGUAUUGUCAGCUUUGGACCCAUUGGUUGCACAGUGGAGAACAAACCAAGUGUCUUUACUAAGACUUCGACAUAUAUUCCUUGGAUCGAGGCCACAAGGAUCCGUGAUUUCUUCCUACACUAAUGGAGCAAUUGGAAGAUCUAAGUCGGGCACCAGAUCAAAUCUUGGAUUGUAAAAAGGGAUUUAUGCUUAUUGUUCAUAGCAGGGACUAAUCAUAUAAAAAAAACAACUUGUGAUUAAACUAUAUUCAGCAAUGUUUAGUGUUGUGUGUGGUACAGAAGAUACUUGCAGAAAAAAGUGACUAUAUGAAGUUCAGUCUCCUAUCUUCGAGAGAGGCUAGAAUUGUACAGAUGUCUGGAUCUAAAAACUACUUAACUCCUACCUAGUUAUCAGUGCUAAGGAGUUUGUUUUACCACUUCUAUAAACAUAAAAGAGCAAGAACAUCUGGCAGACAUUAAAACCAUUGUUACUGGUGUUGUAGUGUUCCCUAUUCACAUGUAUUUAUAUAAUCUAAUGUUUAUAGCUACCCAAUAUUUGACAUAGCACAGUGUUGUAAAUGUCAUUAUCAGGAGCAAUUACUUUAACAUUAGCAUAAAUUUGUAUUUUAAAUCUGUCUACUUAAGUGCACAGAUGAUACCACAUCUGAAGAACUGUGAAAUAUUACAGAAAAUGCAACCCUGAAUAUGUUACAGGGGUAUUUUUCAAUGCUGGUCCACUACUGGUCAUGAUGAUAUUUAAAACGCACUUCGGAUAAGAAGACUUGAUGGAGCAUUUUAAUUUUUCAUGGAAAAGGUGGGUAAAAAAAGUCUUGGAUAAGAAAAAUAAAUUAUUGAGAAUAUAUAUGAAAAACAACACAUUAUGAUGUGGAGAGCUGAGCCUGUACAGACUUUAUAAAUGUUAUUAAUGUAUUAUCAUGAUCCCUAAUAUUUCCUAAUUGAAACAUUCCUCUCCAUCAUGAAUUGUAGGCUGCAUCCUUCUCAAGAGAGCCAUGACCAAUGAUAUAUAAAAAUAUCAUGAGUUUGGAUGUUUGCGAAUCAUAUCCUAGAAAGGAAUUGGACAAAAUCAGAUUUUCAUCCAACAUAACAUCACCACAUUUAUCACUUACCAUACUAAAAGAAAAAACUUGGAAUGGAAAGUAAAUUGUUCAAUAGAGUGAUUAUAUCAUAUCUUAAAGGGGCUAUCCCAUGAUUAAUGUAAAAAAUGAAAAUAAAAAAAUCGUAUAGUACAUGGCGA